CAUCUGUGUGACGUUCAUCCCGACGGCUUCCCCGUAGUGGGCGGGACUUACUGUCACUCACGGCUCCGUGUUGUACUCCUGGCGCUCCGCCCACCGGGGAUGGCCGUGUUGUGAGUCUCCGCAGGAAAUUCCGGGCUGACGCUCCGCUGCUGCAGCCGGUUUGCCGGGAGGGGGAGAUUCGUGACAUGGAGCUGAGAUUCUGGGGCGGAGACUGGGGCCUGCCCUCCGUGCACCCGGAGAGCCUGGUGGUCCUGGCUUAUGCGAGAUUUGUUGGUGCCCCCCUGAAGCUAAACCCCGUGGAUUACACCUGGGCAAGUCUUCAAGGUUUUGGGCCAAUCUUAAUAUCCAAAGAUGAAGUUACUACACAAGCAGCCAACAUUUUGAAUUUUCUUAGGAAACAGAAAUACAAUGCUGAUUAUGUGUUAUCAGCGAGAGAGGGGUCGGAUACGCUGGCAUACAUCGCUCUGCUUGAGGAGAAACUACUUCCUGCGAUGCUGCACACGUUUUGGGUUGAUGCUGAGAAUUAUUCCAGUUUAACAAGACCCUGGUACUCGUCACACACUCCUUUCCCUCUGCGAUAUUACCUGCCGGGGAAGAUGUCCAGAGAGGCUUCAAAUAGGAUCCUGGUGACCAAGGGGCAGCCUCCGCUGUACAGUCUGAAUGAAGUGGAAGCUCAGGUUUAUAAAGAUGCCAAGGAAUGUCUAAAUCUCCUCUCCAACAGACUGGCAGCCUCACACUACUUUUUUGGAGAAAUACCUACGUCUCUGGAUGCUUUUGUCUUUGGUUUCCUGGCUCCUCUUUAUAAAGCUCACCUUCCCAAAAUCCAUCUGCAAGAACAUUUAAAGCAACUUCCCAACUUGUGUGAAUUUUGUGACCGUAUUCUUGGUGCCUAUUUCACAGAGAAUGCUGAAGGCUCAUCUCCUGCUGGCCAGGAAGCAAUAGAUGCGAAUUUACAGAAACUUACACAGCUUGUAAAUCAGGAAUCCAACCUCAUAGAAAAGAUGGAUGAUAAUCUCCGGAGGAGCCCUCAGAAUCGUCCCCGGACACUGACAACACUACAUCCUCCUGCUUCCAGUGCAGACAGAGAUUCAUCCCAGUUCCUUAAACCAUGACCAUGCCUGGUGCCCCCAGUUACCGCUAUCCAGGUCCAGCCAGCAAUUGUUUAACCUGUUCUGCCUUAUGGCUGCCUGUUGUCAAACAUCAUCCUUAAGGGGAUUCUAUCCUCAACUUUCAUGUUAGAUGUUCAAGUAUACGUAUGUUUUUAGGUUUUUAUGCUUUUUAUUUAUUUCCAUCCCUCAUGUGGGGUUCUUUUUGUCGUUUGUUUCCUAGAAGCCAUCUGUGGAUUCUACAGCCUAUUUAUUGUUGGCUGUAGUAAUUUUCACCAACUAUUUUUGUACCAACUUAUUUACUAAGAAAAGGUUAUCUUGUUGCAGAAGGGAGCAGUCAAAUGAAAAUGUAGGUAGGAAGGUAGUAAAGAAUUUUAUUUACCGUAUUUAUCGGCAUAGAACACGCACCCCAACUUUAAGAGGGAAGUUUCAGGGAAAAAAACUUUCCA
Molecule: messenger RNA, 1555 nt
Organism: Rana temporaria (common frog)
Lineage: Eukaryota; Metazoa; Chordata; Amphibia; Anura; Ranidae
Gene: MTX3
Product: metaxin 3
Exons: 9
Coding region: 186-1112 (308 amino acids)
Biological process (GO): mitochondrion organization
Cellular component (GO): SAM complex
Source: RefSeq, a predicted model, not a curated record